This is a messenger RNA of Zingiber officinale, 1223 nucleotides long. RefSeq names its product dr1-associated corepressor homolog. The record is from RefSeq and is a predicted model, not a curated record. Gene Ontology annotation, cellular component: nucleus. Lineage: Eukaryota; Viridiplantae; Streptophyta; Magnoliopsida; Zingiberales; Zingiberaceae. Gene Ontology annotation, molecular function: protein heterodimerization activity. Bases 242 to 997 code for a protein of 251 amino acids. The transcript is spliced from 6 exons. Gene Ontology annotation, biological process: regulation of DNA-templated transcription.
CCAAUCCGAUAGGAAAACUGGAAAGAAGGGGGGAGGAAACGAGGGGCAAUCAGUCGUUAGAGUGAUCAAUCGCCGUCAGAGGCGGCUGCAACCGGAUUGCUCUUUCUCCCCGCCUUUCCUCUCGAUCUCAUAGUUUCAAAUCCUUAUCCAUGUUAUGUUCCCCGAACUCCUGGCGAAUCUGGAUUGAUUUGGCAAUUUUCUGAAGGAGUUGUUGUUGGUGGAUGAGAAGUAGAGCUAGAAGAUGAGGAAGAAGCUAGGCACCCGAUUCCCGGCGUCGAGAAUAAAAAAGAUAAUGCAGGCAGAUGAAGAUGUUGGCAAGAUUGCGUUGGCUGUGCCUCUUCUUGUAUCAAAGGCUUUGGAGUUGUUCUUGCAAGAUCUUUGUGACAGGACAUAUGAAAUUACUCUCCAAAGGGGAGCCAAGACAUUGAAUUCUUCACACCUAAAACAAUGUGUGAAGAUUCAUAGUGCUUAUGAUUUUUUAACUGGUGUUGUCAACAAGGUACCCAACCUUGGUGGCAUGGAAACUUCUGAAGAUGACAAGGGAAUCGGUCACAGAAGGAAGACACUGCCACCUGGGGAUGACAUCGAUAGCAAUGAGGACCUUCAAUUGAGGUCCCCUAAAAUGGCUAUGAUGGAUGCUAGUGUUAGUCCUAGAGGUCGUGGCAGAGGUAGAGGAAGAGGCAGAGGACGAGGCCGGCCACCAACCAAGCAUAGAGAGGAACGGUAUGUGAAAUGUGAAGAUGACGACGACGACAUAAUGUUAGGGGAUCAGGAUGAGGCCCCGAUUGGACAGCCUGUACAGUCUGAGAUUGCUUCUGCUUCCUCGGCUUCAAUCAUUGCGGGACCUGCAACUUCAACCGCAGUCGAGAUUAAGCAAGAUCAGCAAACUGCUUGGCAUCCGCCUGACGGAGUGGCCAACAUCGGCAUAGAACCACCCAGACUUGUACAAUUAACCGUGCGGAUAGACGAGGAUGAGGAUUAUGACAACGAAGAUUAGUGAAGCUGAUUGUAAUUUUUUAACCUGUCUAGUUACUAACUAAGCUAUUUCGCCUGUAAAUUUAUCUCAUCCCUAAAGCAGGGUUAGUGUUUAGGAGCUUUAGCUAAAACUACGUAAUAUUAGAACAUUUUGUGAUAGAUAUUAGAGUACAAUGUUAGAACGAACAUAAAUGAUGAAUAUUAAAGUUUCUUUAAUAAAAAUUGUCACAUUGUAACUCUUUGGAUAA